Podospora pseudocomata is the source of this 430-nucleotide messenger RNA. RefSeq lists its product as uncharacterized. Lineage: Eukaryota; Fungi; Ascomycota; Sordariomycetes; Sordariales; Podosporaceae. The transcript has 3 exons. Bases 90 to 332 code for a protein of 80 amino acids. The record is from RefSeq and is a predicted model, not a curated record.
AGACAACGCCGCCAGAUGAUGUUCUCCGUACUUGCUCUCUGUCUUUGGUCACUACUUACCACCCACCUCCACAUUCUAUAAUUCCCACCAUGAAACUAUCCACCAUACUCGGCUCCGCAGCUGUAUUCCUGGCCGAAGCCGAUCAUGUCACCGCCCAACACUGGUUUAGCAGCUGCUCGGGAACCUUCUUCAUUGUCGAGCAGCGCUGGAUGGUCGCCCAGUGCCAGACCACGUACAACACCAUGAGGUGGUCAAAGCUGGAUCUGAAUCCUUGUAUCUCGAAUUUCAAUGGCAAUCUGUUCAAGACGAACGGGGUUGUUCCGGGCGGAUGAAUUUGUGUCCAACCAGGACGGAUGGCUCGAGUGCUAUGGUCAUUGGUCUCAGCCGCUUUAAACCCCUAGGUAGACAAAAUGAAAAGACAGACAUCCAA